Branchiostoma belcheri (Belcher's lancelet) is the source of this 669-nucleotide messenger RNA. Its product is annotated as neuronal pentraxin-2-like. The transcript is spliced from 3 exons. The coding region runs from base 1 to 669 and encodes 222 amino acids. NCBI's taxonomy places the organism in Eukaryota, Metazoa, Chordata, Leptocardii, Amphioxiformes, Branchiostomatidae. The record is from RefSeq and is a predicted model, not a curated record.
AUGCACAAACAGCUUUUCAACCCGGGUUCAUCUGCCGUACCAGGGGACUCACAGAAGAUCAUCUUCCCCAGUCCAAGAAGCAUUGAAAACUAUGCCAGAAUGCAGACCACAUUGUCUAGUGACUUAAGAAGCUUUACCCUCUGUGUGCACAUGCGCUCCACCAUGUCCACCAGCGAUACGAUGGUCUUGGUCAGCUACGCAAGAGCGUCAUCACAAGACAACGAGCUUCUCCUCUUUUUUAGUAGGGGAUUUAUGUUACACAUAAACCAACAUGAUAAUAACUACAUGGCGGACCCACCCGUUUGGGACGGUGAGUGGCACACCAUAUGUACUACCUGGCGCAGCAGUGAUGGGGCCUGGCAGCUGUACGCUGACGGUGUGCUGACGGCUUCAGGCUCCGGCCUUAGAGUGGGAGGGGCAGUACGCACAGGCGGCGUAUUCAUCCUCGGACAGGAGCAAGACACUCUUGGGGGAGGAUUCGACGUCAACCAGACGUUUAGUGGAGAACUGUCGGGAGUGAACCUCUGGGACCGCGUGCUGUCUCCAGCAGAAAUAGGAGCGGGUUGGGCAGUGUUCUGUAACCAUCAUGGCAAUGUGAUUGACUGGGAUACCACUGACAUCGCAGUCUUCGGAGAGACCAGCAUGACUGAGUAUCAAUGCAGUAAGUAG